GUUUCAUUUUAUAAUCCUGGAAGAUAAAAAGGAACGUGACACAAUGUCAACGAGUCUAAGCAGUUCUGCUGGUAUGCAAUGUUUUCGUUGCGUGACGAGUGUGAGUGGUGCUACUCCUGUCACACGGUGUGCUGUACAAUUCAUCGCUAGUUGCAACUCUUCAAGGAUGCUGUGAAGAACUACGAGACUGACAGCACGGCCGUCGCUCCCUCCCUUAUAAGUCCGAAGCAAAACAAGUUCCGUAGUGGGGAUAGUGGGGGAAUCGAAUGACGCGUCGGUGCUCGUUCCGCGAACGUGUCUUGCGUCACGUGGUUUCCCCCCGUGCAGCCAUAUUAUAGCUAGGCACGAGUACGCCGCCGACAUAUACGUAUCUACUCAACUGUUUGAUUAUGUGAAUGUGAGAAAUGUUUGUAUCUUUAACUGUAAUUUAUUUUGUUAUGGAAUAGCGGAGUCUUCUACUACAGGCUUUAUUUGCUUAAAAGAAGGCUCAAAUCACAAUAUGAUUGCUACUAUUUGUUUAAGAAAUAAACUAUUUUGUAUUUUGUAUUUGUAUGACAUUUGUUUACAAGAUCAAUAGCUUAAUAAGUACUUAUUUCUCAUAGGUUUUAGUGGCAUUGUCCUUUUAUGCUACUGGGAGUUACCAAAGGCUAGUUGGAGGCAGUUAUGAGCCUAAUGAGUCAGCAAUCUACUUCUCGUUCUAUUCGAGAGGUAACAGCAGCUCUUAACCAUCCCUUAAUACAAAGGAAAUGGAUCAAGUUUCCUCAAACUCGUCGUGAAAGAGAUGCUGUAAAACUGAGAUUUUUUGAAAAAUUCAGUAUACCAUCUGUUAUAGGAUGCAUUGAUGGCACUCAUAUAGCCAUAAUUAGACCAUCAGAAAAUGAAGAGAGAUUUUUUAAUCGCAAACAUUUUCAUUCAAGAAAUGUUAUGGUUGUUAGUCAAUAUUUUUGGUUAUUACUGAAUUGUAAUUCAUUGCUUAUGAAAUUAGUUAAAUAUCUUUGUUUUAUAUAUUUUCAGAUAGCUGAUUCAGAUUUAAGAAUACUGUCAGUAGAUGCUUCAUUUGGAGGAGCAUCACAUGAUAGUUUCGUCUGGAAUCAGCAUCCGGUGAAACAACAUUUAAUUGAAUUAAAUAAUAAUGGGGAAACUGUAUUUAGGGAAUACAUGAUGACACCUAUUGUUGAUGCUCAUCAAGGGUCCCCUGAGGAAUAUUACACCAAGUUACACUGCACUGCACGGAAUACCGUAGAACGUACCAUUGAUGUCCUCAAAAACAGGAUUUAUUUUGACCAAGAUGAGAAUACAGCAGAAUAUGGGAAAGAUUACCCAACUGUAACUUCUCAAGAAUCAACUAGCAGCACAGCUGCUGAACUAAGACAAGGCAUCAAAAAGCGAAAUGUUUUAGUUCAGCAGUUGUGGGCAAGCAGAAGACAUACCAAUUCAGGAAAUGAAUUGACUGCCAAGCUUGAGUUGCCAGUUGCAAACUCUUGUCCACCCAUCACUGUCACCAACCUUUUAUCUAGAGCAGACAAUAUUGGCAAGUUGUCUGCUGUCCCACCACCAGUGCGCCUCAUUGAAGAUGAGAGUU
This is a messenger RNA of Trichoplusia ni (cabbage looper), 1582 nucleotides long. Its product is annotated as putative nuclease HARBI1. The transcript has 5 exons. Lineage: Eukaryota; Metazoa; Arthropoda; Insecta; Lepidoptera; Noctuidae. The record is from RefSeq and is a predicted model, not a curated record. The annotation marks the transcript as partial.